GAGGAGGGAGAGGAAUCAAACGUAUCAUAUAAUAUAUAAUAUUCAGCCUUGGUUUUUGGCAGCACCACGGCCGUCAUCAUACGCCAGGGUCUGUUAAUGGUGUGUCCAGCAGAUCUGUAUCACAUAGGAAUGCGGGGAUGCUGAGAGGCCGAUGUGUGGAAUGCGCGCGUUGUCACAGCGACAGAGCAGCUUGGAUACAGAGCGUCACAGAAAGCGUGAACGCGCACAAGAGAGAGAGAGAGUGCGAGAGAGCCGGGCAAUCAAAAACCUCAUAGCAUCUCUCCCAUUGCUCUAGCUCCCGGAAUCACGGGAAAACGACAGAGGAGCCGGUGAGCACCAUGACCGCCUUCAGUAAGUAGCUGGAAUCAAACGCUCAAGAUGCUGAUAGAUUAAACUCGAGACUUCGCUGCCAAAGUCAGCGCGUUAAAUCGGCGUUUGUUGCCGGAAAACCGUCAAAUAUCACGUCUAAACGGAAAGAGAAUCUUAAUUAGACACAUAGAGGGGAAAACAGGUCAUAGAAGUGAAUUCGUGUUUAUUAAUUUUUUUCCUCCAUAUCCGCUAUGAUGGGAGAAGCUGACUGACGUUUCCAAACAAGCUUUUCAACGGACAAAUCCAACUAGACUCCAUUUACAUCGAGCGAGCGACGCGCGAACACAAUUCUUCACUUUUGAAAUCGUUUUCUCUGAAUGUGUCUUAUGGCGGGGUGUUGUCGGGAGAAACCGUGAAACAUUUGCUGCUGUUCUCGGACAACGGAGAAUCUUGUGGUUUAUUCCGAGCUCAGGCUGAUGGAAUUGCGCUGAACAACGACUGAGAAAACAGGGAAAUACCCAUAGAUCUCCAAUAUACACAGACCUCGGAUUUCUGCCUGCGGCGCAUUCCCAGGUAAAGGAUCAGCAAUCAUCUGCGUGACCGCUUUAACUGACCCCAUGAGGACGGCUCAGGGAGAUGGAACGUAACAGACUUUUCUCUCUUAAUUUCUACAGCAUUUCCAUGAUAACUCACCAGGGCUGAGCACAACCUUAGCCCUUCGUCCACCCCAACCCUUCCACUGUCCCCCCAUUCCUGUCCUCCCUUUUCCUGCUCCCUGAAAGACCAAAACAAACAGGCAGGAUCUCUUUUUCUUAUUCGGUUAUAAUAGUUUAACUUUUUUUUGCCCUUCACUCGUGACCAAGUAAAGCGGAGGUCAAUAAACCAGCGAAGUGAAGAAAUAAGGAAAGAACGAGACAGUCAUGUAUCUGCUCCAUGCCUGUAAACGGGAUUUGGGCCAUGCCCGCAAUCCGGAGGCCACCCAUGCAAUUACUUUCCUCUGGUUGGCACUGUGGAUUGCCUUGACAUCGUGUCAGCGCAUUGAUCCUGGCACCAAAUAUCCCACUGUCACCACAAACUAUGGCAAAUUGCGUGGGAUUAAAAAAGAGCUUAACAAUGAGAUUUUGGGUCCAGUGGAACAGUACUUGGGUGUCCCCUAUGCCACAGCGCCAAUUGGAGACCGUCGCUUUCAGCCCCCAGAAGCUCCCGGGUCCUGGCAGGAAGUGCGUAAUGCUACGCAGUUUGCCCCUGUUUGCCCACAGAACGUGCAUGGUGUUUUGCCCGAGAUCAUGCUGCCUGUAUGGUUUACAGACAGCUUGGAUGUGGCUGCCACCUACAUUCAGAAUCAGAGUGAAGACUGUCUCUACCUCAACAUCUAUGUGCCCACAGAGGAUGGUCCACUCACAAAAAAACACGAUGAAUCAACACUGAACCGGCCACGGGAUGAAGACAUCCGUGACCGCAGGAAGAAACCUGUCAUGAUGUUCAUUCACGGUGGCUCUUAUAUGGAAGGAACCGGAAACAUGUUUGAUGCCAGCGUGCUUGCGGCAUAUGGCAACGUCAUUGUAGUCACCAUGAACUAUAGGCUAGGAGUUCUGGGUUUUCUUAGCACAGGAGAUCAGUCUGCUAAAGGGAACUACGGCCUCUUGGAUCAAAUCCAGGCCUUGCGUUGGCUGAAUGAGAAUAUUGGACACUUCGGUGGCGACCCUGAACGGAUCACUAUCUUUGGCUCUGGGGCUGGAGCGUCAUGUGUCAACCUACUCAUCCUGUCCCAUCACUCUGAGGGCCUGUUUCAGAGAGCCAUUGCUCAGAGUGGUUCAGCCAUCUCCAGCUGGUCCAUUAGCUACCAGCCCUUGAAGUACACCAAGAUUCUGGCCCGUAAAGUAGGAUGCACAUAUGGGGAGACCGCAGACCUGGUGGACUGUCUCCGCAGGAAAAAUUUCAGAGAGUUGGUGGACCAGGACAUCCAGCCCGCCCGCUACCAUAUUGCGUUUGGACCUGUGAUGGACGGAGACGUUGUCCCAGAUGACCCCGAGAUCCUGAUGCAGCAGGGGGAGUUCUUGAACUACGACCUUCUGAUUGGUGUAAAUCAAGGGGAGGGGCUGAAGUUUGUGGAUGAUGGGGGCACUGAGAGUGAAGAGGGGAUUUCAGCUGCAGCUUUUGAUUAUACCAUCUCCAACUUUGUGGAUAACCUCUAUGGAUACCCUAAAGGUAAAGACAUCUUGAGGGAGACUAUUAAGUUCAUGUACACAGACUGGGCGGACCGAGACAAUGGGGAAAUGCGGCGCAAGACUCUCCUCGCAUUAUUCACUGAUCACCAGUGGGUGGCGCCAGCCGUCGCUACUGCCAAACUCCAUGCGGACUAUCAGUCUCCUGUCUACUUCUACACAUUCUACCACCACUGCCAAACAGAGACUCGACCCGAAUGGGCAGAUGCGGCACACGGGGACGAGAUACCCUAUGUGUUUGGUGUGCCUAUGAUCGGAGCAACUGACCUCUUCCCCUGCAACUUUUCCAAAAAUGAUGUCAUGCUUAGUGCUGUGGUCAUGACCUACUGGACCAACUUUGCCAAGACUGGGGAUCCCAACUUGCCUGUUCCUCAGGACACCAAGUUCAUCCACACCAAGCCCAACCGCUUUGAGGAAGUGAUCUGGACCAAGUUCAACUCUAAAGACAAGCAGUAUCUCCACAUAGGCCUGAAGCCUCGCAUCCGGGACAACUACCGAGCAAAUAAGGUUGCCUUCUGGCUGGAACUGGUUCCUCACCUCCACAACCUCCACGAGGAAGUCUUCAGCACCGCCACAACCCGGCUGCCUCCGGGUCCCGCCCGUACCCCACAGGGACCCCGUACGACGCGCCAUCCCAUCCCAACCUUCCCUUCAGAACCGGAGCCAGAUAGCUCAGAGCCCCCUCGAUUUCCUCCCUUCCCAAGCGACACACGAGACUACUCUACAGAACUGAGCGUGACGGUCGCCGUUGGCGCGUCGCUCCUGUUCCUUAACAUCCUCGCCUUCGCCGCGCUUUACUACAAACGCGACAAGCGGCACGAGAUGCGACGGCACCGGCUGUCUCCGCAACGAGGCGUACCGGCUAAUGACUUAGCGCACAGCCAGGAGGAAGAGAUCAUGUCCCUGCAAAUGAAGCACUCGGAGCACGACGCCCACCACGACAUGGAGCCAUUGCGACCGCAUGAUAUUUUACGUCCCGCAUGCCCACCCGACUACACGUUGGCGCUGAGGCGGGCGCCCGACGAUGUUCCGCUCAUGACCCCUAAUACUAUCACCAUGAUUCCCAGCACCAUCACCGGCAUGCAGCCCCUCCAUGCCUUCAACACCUUCCCCACGACCACCGGUCACAACAACACCUUACCCCACCCUCACUCCACCACCCGUGUAUAGUAGCGCCACCGAACGAGAGGACUAGCUCUCAUACAUAUCCCGUUUUCUCUCUCUGUUCACCUUUUCAAGCUCCUAAACUUAAGAUGCUCUCGGUUCCGCUGACGAGUGGACAAAAUCAAAGGUUUCGUAGAAGUUGUACACACUAGAGGAGCUCUCUUCAUAGACUCUACGGUGAGCGACAGAUUCGGCCGGCGGUGACAGCUCAUCGGCCUCGUACUCGAUUCAACUUGCUGUUUGUUUUUCCACAAUGUCCUUAAAGAAGAGGGGCGAUUUACGGAGGCGUCGACGAUUGACUAAGCUGAUCUGAUGUUAUGAGGGGAAAUGAUGACAUUUUCCCACUAAAUUGGCAGAGUGCAGAUUUCAUCCGUCCUUUUCGUUUUAUCAUCCUUCUUUGUUAUUCCGUUACCAGCCAAACGCUGUCCGAAUGUGAUCUGUGUCCUUGGAUUGUUUUACAUGAAUCGUAGGGGCAUUCGAUAAAAGACAGAAGCUGGAUAUGUUGUGUUUACCUGCAGUCUUGUGUCAAGUAUUAAAUCAUACCUUGUAACAAGAGACACGGGGAAUGAGAGAAAAUGACAGCGUCUGACACGAGACGAAAACAAAGUGCCAACCUCUUCUCUUUUUCUCUCGCUCUGCCCUGUUUGUGUCAUUUUAUCACACAUAUUUGAUUUGGCAAUGUGUUGUUUCUUAGGAAGAUUUUUGUAUGUAUAAAUAUAAAGACAAAUAUAUAAAAGAAUGAUAUAAAUAUAUAUUUACAUGGAUUGCUCUGGGGGAUCUAUGCAUGAAAUAUUUUAAAGCACCAAGAAGGACACUGAGCUGUAAACUCCCACAGCAUUUUGCUUAUUUGCAUUUUUUUUUUUAAGUUUGCUUGCUUAAAAUGGUUACAGAAAGCUUCUCCCCAGUGGUGUUUUCAUCAGCAUUACUCAAACUGUAACGUCGGACCACUCUAUAGGACACAUCCAGAAAGAGAUCUAUUGGCAAUAUUCUUUCAAAUCUUGUUUUUAAUAUUCAUAUACAGUUGUUGGUGCUAUUAUUUGACCAUCAACCAUGUAGUGCUCUACCAGAGCCAUCUGUGAUGGUCCGGACAGUUGCGUAAAUACCGCAAAUGGCGAAAACAUUUGUAGCUUGGCAUCUCUUUCGCUUGGCCUGUGAUCAAUAUUCAGCUUUUAUUCGCAUUAUUUUUUCACGGCGACAAAUACAAAUGAUGGCCUCGGACGAUCUUUCUCUCUCUCUGUCCUUACUCUUUCGGUUCAGCAUCAUUUAGCAUUCGACAACCCGGUUUAAUAAGCAUCUUUUUAUGUAUUGGUCCAUGUACACACGUGAAGAGUGUGUUUUUUAGCCAAUAUGUCUGUUGCCAGGUGCCCUGAAUUAAGAGUAUACGAGAGGCACAAAGAGAGAGAGAAAGCUAGACAUUUGAGUUUGUUCAAAUCACAGACUGCGGCCCUCUGUCAAUCCUUCAGGAAAACCUACCCGGCCAUUUUACAUACAAAAGAGUUGUAUGUUGUGCUAUAGGAAGAGGCUUUGGUGUGUUUAUCCCCAACACUACAUAUCACACAUCUGUCUGCACUGCACACUUGACCUUUUUGGUUACGACAAGCACAGCAAAUAACGGCAAACCAGAUCUAUGUAGACAAAUUUUACAGAUUGUUAGACAGUUUCGUGUUCAGGUUAAAGAACGAAUGGCUCAGAAUCAACUGCAGGACUUACAUGAUCACUUCUGUUCAUGCCUUGUUAGUCUUAUUUUUCUGCCACCGCUGUCUGUGUCACGGGAGGAUGACGGUUUGUGUUUGUCUCACUGUUGGCUCAGCUUGAGAGUGUAUCGAGUCUGAGAGGCCCACGGUAUUUCUCUCAGCCAUACAGGACCAUCAAGAACUAAUGCCAGUAUGCUGCACAAUGUACUAAAACAUGAACAGACUCUAAUAGCAUCGCUGAGUGAGCAUACUGGAGGUUUAGUACGUCGUAAAAACAGAACUUUAUUCUGUGUUGUGGACUAACAGCCCGAUGGACGACAGCAACAACUGGACACUAAACAAGGGGAGACUGUACUGAGAGUCUAGAUUGGACCUGUGGAUAUGUACCAUCUGUGGACUUUUGUGUGGUUGUAGGUAUAACUAAACUCCAUUUUAAACAAACUACGAGGAGUUGACUAGAGCUGCGUACAAAACAACCUCAAUUCUAAUAAUCAAUACUGUUUUAAGAGAUGAUUUGAGAAUCUUUUGUUAUUUUCCUUGUUUGGUUUUGUACGCUCAACCACUAGAGUGUGAUGUUGUGGUACAUCCAGAAUAAAGACUCUACAUCCAUUAUGAGCCAUUCAUUGGGUCUUCAGUAGGCGUACAGUGAGAGGGGGAUAAAUAGAAUUUAACUGUACAUUUUUAAGUGUGAGAACAAAUCAACUGAAAAUAUUUGUAAAUAUUCAGUUACUUGUUUGUUUAAUGUUUUUUCCCCCUUUUGUUUUGUUUUUGUUUGUUGUUUCUUUUUUUCUGGUCGAAUGAAAUAUAAAAUACUUUGUGACCAGGACAACAGGUGCAAGUUGUAAUUCAGCCACCAGCAAAACUGAUGAAUCACAUUCGUAAGAGGUUAAAUUCACUUUCUGCUGCUUCAUUUAGUUUUGGGAUUUGUGGAUAGAGGUGAUUUAUUGCUAUAUUUGAGCAUAGAGAUUGUGUAUUAUGUAGCAUAGCAAUGUCACAUAUUUCUGCACAAGUAUGAUCGGCUGUUUGUUUCAGAUACAAAACCUGCCUGUUUUCAAAAAUCUUUAAUAUGGAGAUAUGGACUGGAACUUCUUUAUUUAAGCAAAGGAAGCACUGGAAACCAUGGUGGUUAUGAGAGGUAUUUCAUCUGCCAUGAACUUGUUGUAGCAUUAAAAUCUUACCAAAAUGCAAUCAAGACUUCAUUAAAUAUCUAAAAUAGGUGAAAAGUAUUAUUUUGUGGUCACAUUUUUACACUUAAGUAUAUACUGUUGUUAAUGAAUUAAGCGUCUAUAAAAUAAUGCCAAAAUAAAGAUGGCAUAAAAAGCGCAAGAGGAUCUCAAUAUGUCAAGCCUGAUGGUUUAAAGAUUACUGAAUAAAUGAAGCACAUGUUAUUUCUCUAACAAAAUAAACAUUUUACUGGGUCUUAAAGCAAAUUUACACCUGUUGCCCUGUUUUACUAUAUGUUCAGAAUCAGAAUGCCACACUUGAUGAAGAAUAAACAUGUUAAAAAUGGAUUUUAAAAAAAGGGGUAAAAAUAUAUAAAUAAAGUGAUGAUAUUUCUCCUUAUUUAGAAGUUAUUACACACUGUAUGCUGUGUCUGGGGAACAUUAAACAAAUUCAUAGCCAGA
Molecule: messenger RNA, 7017 nt
Organism: Megalobrama amblycephala (Wuchang bream)
Lineage: Eukaryota; Metazoa; Chordata; Actinopteri; Cypriniformes; Xenocyprididae
Gene: nlgn2a
Product: neuroligin 2a
Exons: 9
Coding region: 1230-3704 (824 amino acids)
Biological process (GO): synaptic vesicle endocytosis; presynaptic membrane assembly; modulation of chemical synaptic transmission
Cellular component (GO): synapse; postsynaptic specialization membrane; cell surface
Molecular function (GO): neurexin family protein binding; signaling receptor activity
Source: RefSeq, a predicted model, not a curated record